Molecule: messenger RNA, 1122 nt
Organism: Venustampulla echinocandica
Lineage: Eukaryota; Fungi; Ascomycota; Leotiomycetes; Helotiales; Pleuroascaceae
Product: Six-hairpin glycosidase
Exons: 1
Coding region: 1-1122 (373 amino acids)
Biological process (GO): carbohydrate metabolic process
Source: RefSeq, a predicted model, not a curated record
AUGCCUCUCGUUGCCCACGCCAUUGCAGCUCAGGAUGUUCAUAAAUCCGUGGAGAGCCUGAUACACCAUCUCGUCAACGAUAAAGACGAGACUGGCGAAUUCCUAUUGAAAUUGGACGAUGGGAGGGUGAUUGAUACAAAAGGGUGGGCUGGUUGGGAAUGGACUCAUGGAGUUGGGCUUUAUGGCCUCUGGAAAUACCACACGCUUACGGGUAAUGAUGAGACGCUGGCGAUCAUUGAAGAUUGGUUCGCCGCUCGAUUUGCCGAGGGAGGAACAACGAAGAAUAUCAAUACUGUUGCUGCUAUGCUCACGCUCGCUUAUGUGUAUGAGAAAACGGGCAACAAGACAUAUUUGCCAUGGUUGGAGAGCUGGGCAGAUUGGGCAAUGUACGAUCUUCCUCGGACAAAGUACGGAGGAAUGUCCCAUCAAACCUAUAACGCUAUCAACGCUCAAGAGCUCUGGGAUGAUACCCUGAUGAUGACCGUUCUCCCUCUGGCCAAGAUCGGAAUCCUGCUAAAUCGACCAGCAUAUGUCGACGAGGCUAAGCGGCAGUUUCUGCUCCAUAUUCAAUAUCUGUUUGAUCGAAAAACGGGGCUGUGGUUCCACGGAUGGACAUUUUCAGAUGGCGGGCACAACUUUGCCCAAGGAUUAUGGGCGCGUGGUAACUCGUGGAUCACGAUCGCCAUACCGGAGAUGUUGGAGCUUCUGGAUCUGCCGUCUAACGACGCAUUCCGUGUGCACCUUCUCGACACACUAGAAGCUCAAUGCCAGGCACUUCUCAAAUAUCAAGAGCCUAGUGGUUUGUGGAGAACUCUUUUGGAUCAGCCCGUGAGUGAAGGCUCAUACGUUGAAAGCUCUGCUACUGCAGGUUUUGCAUACGGAAUGUUGAAAGGCUUGAGGAUGCGAUAUAUCAAGGGUGACGAGUACAGAGAUUCAGCAGUAAAGGCGGUGACCGCUGUUUUGGAAAAGAUUGAUGAGAGAGGCGAGCUGCUUGAUGUAAGCUUUGGAACAGGCAUGGGUCAUACGUUACAGCAUUAUAAGGAUAUCCCCCUGACGAGCAUGCCAUAUGGGCAGGCCAUGGCAAUCAUGGUACUUGGCGAGUUCUUAAGGGUAUUUAUAUAA